AUGGGUUGCAUAUGCUCCAAGGGAAAAUCGAGUGAUGAAAAUGGGAGAGAAUUGAAGACUAAGAAUAAGAAAUCAUCAAAGCGUUUGGUUGUGAGUAAUAGGGAAAAUGAUGCAACUACACACCUCAUAUCAAAUACGUAUCAUCGCGAUUCCCCUGAUAUUACGAGGGAAGGAACAGGAUCAGAACAAGACAUUAAGAAGAUAAUCACAUGUUUGAGUGUCAAGACCAAUGGCCAAAGGACGUCCAUUGUUGUCCCAGGCUGGCCUUCUUGGCUCACUUCCGUUGCCGCUGAAGCCAUCGUCGGUUGGCUUCCUCGUAGAGCCGACUCUUUUCACAAAUUAGAUAAGAUUGGCCAAGGAACUUAUAGCAGUGUUUACCGAGCUCGUGAUCUCCAGACUAACAAAAUUGUUGCUUUGAAGAAGGUCAAAUUUACUAAUAUGGAUCCUGAAAGUGUUCGUUUUAUGGCCAGAGAAAUUAUUCUUUUGCGAAAGCUUGAUCAUCCCAAUGUCAUGAAACUUGAAGGGAUUAUUACUUCAAGCCUUUCUGCUAGCUUGUACCUUAUUUUCGAAUAUAUGGAACAUGAUCUUACUGGCCUCGCAACAUUGCCUCGCAACAAGUUUACCCAACCACAGAUCAAGUGUUAUAUGCAACAACUUCUUCGCGGUCUUGAGCAUUGUCACAGUCGCGGUGUUAUGCAUCGUGAUAUCAAGGGCUCCAAUCUUCUUCUUGACAAUGAUGGCAAUCUGAAGAUUGCUGAUUUUGGACUUGCAACUCUGUUUCAGCCAUCUCAAGAGCAGCCUUUAACAAGUCGUGUAGUAACCUUGUGGUACCGCCCACCUGAACUUUUGCUUGGAUCUACAAACUAUCACGUUUCUGUGGAUUUGUGGAGUGCCGGUUGUAUUCUUGCAGAAAUGUUAGCCGGAAAACCUAUAAUGCCUGGACGAACUGAGGUGGAGCAACUGCAUAAAAUCUUCAAACUUUGUGGAUCUCCUUCUGAAGAAUACUGGAAGAAGACAAAGCUACCACAUGCGACAAUUUUUAAACCUCAACAACCUUACAAACGUAUUCUUUCUGAGACAUUCAAGGAUUUUCCUUCAUCAGCACUGAGUCUCUUGGAGGUCCUACUUGCUAUUGAACCAAAAGAUCGAGGAACUGCAUCUUCAGCACUUGAGAAUGAGUUCUUCACAUCAAACCCACUUCCUUGUGAUCCAUCGACUUUGCCAAAGUACUCGCCGAGUAAGGAGUUUGAUGCCAAACUCCGUGAAGAGGAAGCUAGAAGACGACGGGCAGCAAAUAAAGGACAUGGCCAGGAAUUAGCUGGAAGGAGUUUUAAAGAGUCUAAGGUUGUACCAGCACCUGACGCUAAUGGUGAGCUUCAGGCAUCAAUAGAGAAGAGACGAGAGUGGUGUAAUUCAAAAUGCAUCAGUGAGAAGUACAAUCCUGAAGAGGAAGGAGGUGCAUAUGGAUCGUCAUGCAAUAUGAAUUUGAAAGAGGAAACUGUUCUUGCAGCCCCUGAUCGGGUCUUUACAUCAAAAAACUCUAAGCUGAGAAAACAAAAUUCCUGCUGGCAAGGUAGCACUGCACAGUUGUCAAGAUUUUCUAAUUCAGUUGCAGUUCGAGGUGAUUCACAGCUUGAUAUGAGUAGAGACUGUAAUUUGAAUUCACAGUGGCAAGAAGAUCACUUUGAUUUGAGAUAUAGUCAUUUAACUGAUGGUGAGUUCAAUCAAAUGCUGGAUGAAACCAAAGAUUUACGCAAGAAAGACUUCCAUCUAUUAGGAAAGGAUCGUGCCAUGGGUAAUGCUCCCAAAAAUGGGCACAUCAACUAUUCUGGGCCCCUACUGCAUCCAGAGGCUAAUUUUGAAGAGAUCCUGAAGGAGCAUGAAAGACAAAUCCAACAAGCUGUGCGCAAAGCUCGUUUGGUUAAGGACAAGAAUAAAAAGGCUGCCAGUGAGAUUGGGCAAUCUGAGACACUAGUUCACCAAAUGAGAUAUGGCAAGUCACAUAUCAAAGAGUUUUGA
This is a messenger RNA of Vicia faba (fava bean), 2019 nucleotides long. NCBI's taxonomy places the organism in Eukaryota, Viridiplantae, Streptophyta, Magnoliopsida, Fabales, Fabaceae. The record is from the annotation of a GenBank genome assembly.